CCAAAAAUAUCCCCAAAGCUGUGCACCAGAGAAACGGACGAAGACAACAGAGCUCCAGAAGAGGACAGAGCUGGUACUUCUGUCAGAUUAUUUGCAUCAAAACAAGAAGGAAGAUCAUGUUUGUCCCCUUGCCGGUGCCGUUCGUGUUUCAGAGAAGUGCUGCUGACCUCGCCGCCUGGCGUCUCAAGUCUCCUCAGGCUCUCCGCUCCAACUCCGAUAUCAGGAUGUCAAAGCCAGCAGAGGUCGAGAAAGUCGGGGCCAACUCUCCGAUGGAGGGCGCAGAUUCAGAGCGGAAUGGACCUGAAUCAAAUCACCAGGCUCAGUCAAUGAAAGUCAAUCCUUAUUCCCUUUCACAAGCCCUGAGCAGCAACAAGAAUAAGAUGGAGGAGUGUGGAGAGAUGUCCCCGGCCCUCCCUCUCUCUCACGGCCCGACCCCCUCUCAGACCCUGCAGCAGCACACACAGCUCAUGCUGACCGGCUCCCAACUAGCAGGGUUGACGGCUCUUCUCCCAGCUCAGCAGCAGCUUCUCCUCCAGCAGGCUCAGGCUCAGCUCCUAGCAGCAGCCGUGCAGCAGUCCUCUGCAGCGCAUGCCGCUCACGUUGCCCACGCAGCAGCCAAUCAGCAAGCUCAGGCCGCCGCAGCAGCAGCCAAUCAUCAUCAGGCCCAGCAGCAGCAUCAGGCCCAGUCUCAGGCCCAGUCUCAGUCCCAGGGACAGAGCACACAGGACCAGACAGUCCAAAGCGUCCAGCCCCCCCAGCUCAAUCUCCCUCAGCCAAUCCAGCUCACCGCCCAGGACAUCCAGCAGCUGCUCCAGCUCCAGCAGCUGGUGUUGGUGCCCGGUCACUCUCUGCCCUCUCCGGCCCAGUACCUCCUCCAACAGCCACAGCAGGGCCAAGGACUCCUAUCGCCACAAAAUCUCCUUUCGCUACCUCAUCAAAACCAAGGGAGCCUGAUGUGUGCUUCGAGCAGAAUGGGACUCCAAGCACAGCGGGAUAAGAGUAUGGAGGUGAGCGGCGUGACCGCGGCGCCCUCAGUGACGACCCCUCACCCCGAGGAGCCCAGCGACCUGGAGGAACUGGAGGUGUUUGCCCGCACUUUCAAACAGAGACGCAUCAAACUGGGCUUCACACAGGGAGAUGUGGGUAUGGCCAUGGGGAAGCUGUACGGCAACGACUUCAGUCAGACCACCAUCUCCCGCUUCGAAGCCCUCAACCUGAGCUUUAAGAACAUGUGCAAGCUGAAGCCACUGCUGGAGAAGUGGCUCAAUGAUGCAGAGACCAUGUCUUUAGACUGCACCAUGCCCAGCCCCAGCUCCCUGUCCUCUUCCUCGAUGGGCUUUGACGGGAUGCCUGGCCGCCGCAGGAAGAAGAGAACCAGCAUCGAGACGAAUGUACGCGUGGCCCUGGAGCGCGCAUUCAUGACGAACCAGAAGCCUACCUCAGAAGAGGUCCUGAUGAUCUCAGAGCAGCUGAGCAUGGAGAAGGAGGUGAUCCGGGUCUGGUUCUGCAACCGCCGGCAGAAAGAGAAACGCAUCAACCCCUGCAGUUCCACCCCGCCCCUGCCCAGCCAGCCCCCCUCUGCCCCCCAAAUGCACAAACAGCCCUGCUACAGCCCUCACAUGAUGUCCAGCCAGCUGUCCCAGGCCGUGACCAAUCUCAGCACAACGGUGUCCACCAUGUCUCCCGGCUGCCCCCUGACCUCCAGCCUGACCUCCAGCCACCCCUCCCUAAGCUCCACCCACCCCUCCCUAAGCUCCGCCCCCUCCCCGGUGACCCCUCCUCCCCGCAGCACGGUCAGCCCCGCCAUCCCCAGCCACAGCACACUCAACAUCAACACAGGCUUAUGGCGUAUGGGUAAAAAGAACGGUGACGUGUCUAACUACAUCACCGAUUUUGCUGCAAACUUGAGGAACACUGUGAUGGGAGUUAACACAGGAAUGAACCAAGCCCUCCUCGCCCUAGCAGCCAGUGGUGGCCAGCUGCCUCUUUCCAGUCUUGAAGGGGCCAGUAAGCUGAUGCUGGGGGGGGGCCACGGGGGCCUGCCCUCCUCCCUCUUCCUGAACCACCCGGCCCUGCUCCACAUGAGCCAGAACCCCGGACUCUUCAGCGCCGUAGCCAAAGCCUCCCAAGCCUUCCCAUUGGCCAGCAGCAUCAGCCCCACCCCCUGCUCCCCAUCCCCCUGCUCAAGCCCCGCCUCUUCCUGUUCCUCCAGCGAAAUGGCGCACAGCCCGACCUCUCUGGGCGGGGCCAAGAUUGAGUGACCGCGCCAAACGGCCAAUCAGAGAGGAGGAGGAGGAGGAAGGAGGAAACGGAAACCUCGCCUUUCACACCAAAGCUAUCUCUUUCUCUCUCUUGCGCUCUUCUUCCGAUAUUUUUCUCGCAAUGGUUCUCUCUCUCGUUCUCUCCCAGUCUUUCGAUGCCAAAAAUACACAGAAUGAAAGAGGAGAGAGGGAGGGAGGGAAGAAGUGAAAGAGGGGAGAAGGGGGGGGAAAGGGGAAGAUUGAAACCAAAAAUCUUUAUCUAUCCAAACAGACGGAGAGGAGGCAGCGUGGGACCUUUUUGUCAAAAACACGUGAUAUCGACAUCGCUUUCUCUCUCAAGGAAAACAAACCAAUGACUCUUUAACAGAGAAGCAUGUCGAAGCGCAUAAACCAAAAAUGACAAAAGAUAACUUUACUAUGUGACAAAGGAAUGGCGGCAAGGACAACAAAAGAUGGAGGGGAGGACUGUGCUUACGUUUUCCCUUUUUUAAAUUAUUUCGAAAAGCUGCGGGUCUGAAGGAAGAGGAGAAGGGAGGAGAAGUUUAAACCAAAAAUGUACCUGAGGAGGAGAAGGAAGAAGAAGAAUACACAAUGACAAAAAAAAAAAAAAAAAAACGACAACCAUACCAAAAUCCCAAAUACCAAAAACCAAAAAUACGGAGAGAAAAGCUUUAUUCAAAGGACGUGUAAAUACUGAAGCUAUCCAGGACCAGGACUACUGCUACUGCUACACACACACACACACACACACACACACACACACACACACACACACACACACACACACACACACACACACACACACACACACACACACACACACACACACACACACACACACACACACACACACACCAUCGAUCAUCCUGUCUGUCAGCUCAUGUGUCUCUCUUCAUGCUAGAUAUAUAUUGAAUGAUUUUUGUAAAGAGUGUUACAGAGCGAGUCCAGACGUCGCGUUUGAAUGAUCGCCGUCUUAGUCUCUUUACCUACCUCUGGUUCCAAGAGCAUAGAAUAGCUUUCUUCUUUGACAGAGGCUUAGUGUGUGUUUUUUUUUACACUUUUGAGAGUUGGGAUUGAGUUAUUUAUUAGUGUCAUUUCCAUCAUCAUUGUCUUCAUCAUGUGUUCAUUUGUUUUAAGUGUGACUAUUCUGCAGAAACAGCGGUGAAGAGAAGCUCACCAAGUGCCAUAGAUACAAAAAUAGAGUUGAUUUCAAGGUGUGACUGAAUUUAUUAAGACCUAAACAUUUAGCGCUCAUAAUCAGACCACUCUCUUAAAGAUAACCCCAUCACCAGAGCCUCCGUGACUAAAUGAACAUGCCCUGGAAAACUUCACACACUGAAAAAAGACGUUGGUUAGCAGUGAAAGUAUGAAAUGGGGCUCUGAUUGGACAUUUAAAAAGUAAUAACCAUUGAGACUGAAGAAUAAAUAAGUCAAUAAAGGCAAGUUUAGUCACAGUCCUGCCACACACCUGUCUGUCUAGACGUGUUUACUGAUGUUCGUCUGUUUCCAUCAUCACCCCAUCGAUCGCAUUUCACUGUCAUUUUCCACCUCAGACUGCCAUUCAUUCUCAAAUGGAAACCAAAGCAUUCUCAAGGCCCGGGCUAAAGAGCCUCCGCCAGGACGUUUGAACACAAUGAAGACACACGGAGGGGCAGGACGUUUAAGCCCCUCUUUGGUGUCAUCCCCUCCACCUGGCCCGUCCCAAAAACCCGCGGGGGAAGCUUUAUUUAGGGAACUGAUCCUUUACUCCGAAACCCCCCAGAAAGAAAGGGACAGGGCGGGAUGAAGGAGGGAUGCACCGUAGUGACGGGAGCAGGCUUCUUUUUUCUUUUUUUUUGUAAGAGGAUACCAAAAAUAAACCCAUACCAAAAAAAACACAACCCAAGGAAUGACAAACCAAAAAGAAACCCUAACCAAAUGUGGCUGGAGGGGGGAGGGGAGGAGGACAAAGUGCUGGUGUCUGUCUGUCUGUCUGCGAGCUUUAGAGUUUCCCUCUCUGAAACUGUGUAGCAUGGAUGGAGGGAGGAUAGACAGGCAGACAGACAGGUGAAGGACACACAAUUCCUCCCCUCCUCUGCCUCUCUCUCCAGCCCAGCUCUCUGGUCCUGGAUGGAGCUAAACGCAAAUGACCUCACUGAACUGAAAUCUUCUAAAAAAAAAUUCUGUUUUUAUUUUUCUGUUGGUUGUUUUUUUCCGAUUGUUUUAUCUCUGCUGUGUCUCUUGAUGCCGUUUUAUGUACUGUACUUUAGUGCUUAUUACUCAUUUGGAAUAACGUACUCGCUUACUUAUUACUACAAGAGCUCCUUAUUUUUUCGUAGUCGUGCUAGAGAUUUUUAUCAGGUGGUUGGAAAAAAUACUGUGAAAAUUUAGCUUCCAGAUUUUUAUUAGAUAAAGAAACAGACUGUCUUGGCAGAGGAAAAAAAAAACGACACACAAAAAGCCAAAAAUAAAUAGCAAACCUUGAAAAACCAAAUACUGAACCAAACCAAACACAGUAGAGGAAUCCCACGAGGGAACAGAAACGGGUCGAUCUGUCUGAGGUGAAACUGCGUUGUUCUGCACUUAUUGGGAGGCCAGAAAAGAAAAAAAGGGUCUGCAGUGAUGUCUUGUCAUUCAUUUUGACCCCAGAGACGGCACUUCCGACGCAGAAUAACUCACACACACAGCGGCCUCAGUCAAGGUUGACGUUUCUGAGAGCUGGACGUAAACGUAUCCAAAGAAUAUUUGGUUUGAUCCACACCAGAAAAACAGUCGACACGCGAGAAUCGUUUCACGAACCAAACUUUAGAUGUGGGGUUCGCACCUUCAAGGUGAAACCUGUUCUCCACAUUGACUCUUAGACGGAAUGUAUCUGUUAGUGCUUCUAUAGAUUUUGUAGAAAAAAGAUCUAUGUUCUACUGCUUACUUAUCGCUAAUGUAUUAAAAAGAAAAAAACGUACAAAAAAGACUUUGAGAAAAAAAAAAGAUCCUUAAAAACAUUGAUGAUAAUAACUUGAUUUUAGACCAAAAAUUGUAACUAUCUCUCUUUGGACUUUUUUUUUUUCCUUAUUAAUGAUGAUUUAGACUUUUGAUUGUACUAUUUAUUCAGGAUAGGGUUGAUUUAUUUGCUUGCUAUUUAUUUGUUAAUUUAUUUCUAGAGGUGCUUUUUCAUAUCCUGGGAUGUAUUUGUGAUAGAUUUUCUUAUUUUGUGCCCCCUGAUGAAGUUCUUUCCUACUUCUUUAAACCAAAUAAUACCAGAAAUGCAACCACGUCCUGUCGGGACUUAAUAAGAGAAUAUGGCGGAUUGAAUGGUCAGCCGUUAAGAUGUGCUCACAGGAACGAGAGGCAGCACUGUGUGGCAAACACCUCAUCAUCAGCAGGGUAAACAAUGCAUUUGAUAGAGGCUUUCUGGACUUCUCCUGAUAAUGGGACAGAAAUGGUUAGUUUAAUUCCUGUUUCAAUGCAUACAUACAAUGUGUGAGAAACUGCAGGAUGAGGUGUUUUUUAAGACGCUGUUCUGCCUCUUCUUGAUAUCUUCUCUCAAGGGAGAAAACACUGAAAGCUUUACAGCUACGCAACCAAAAACACAAAAGAAGAAAAGCAACUGGGGCUAGCGGUUUUUACAUGACAGGAGGCAAGCGGGUGAUUCUGGAUUUUAAACCCGUAUAUUACCUUCUACUUUGUCUCUUUUUUCAGUUUUUUGUUUCCACUUUUCUAGACGUCUGUUUAAAACUUUUUUCUUCAUCCACUGUAGGAUGUAAAAGAGAGAUAGUUCAUCAUAUACCUCAUAUUCUUUGAUGAUAAACCAAAUAGAUGAAUGCUUUAAAAUGCGGGGUUCGAGCGGGGAUAACGGUGUUAUGUGUGGAAAGUGUGAUUUGUGGCAUGAGAGCAGACGCAGUAAAGCCGAGGUGUGAACACAGAGGUUUGGGAUUGAUCUGGGAGUCGACAGAUCAUGGAAUAGAUCCGUUUUUCUCAAGGGAUUCAGAAGUUGCCAUUUAAGGUCAAAGGGCUGCACUGGUUCAAGCUCUGGUCCACACACACACACACACACACACACCUUGUCCCUCUGGAAAACACCCCCCGCUGUCUGUGUUGAGCUUUGAGCACAGCCCUCUCCUCACAUCUGACCCUCGCUGUUUCCUCCCUGUCAAACACGGACUGUAAAGCUGCUCUUUGGUGCAAAUCUAGACUCUAAUCUGGAUCAAUCUUUUUGAAUUCAAAAGCUUCUAGAUUCUUGCUACAGUGCAGCUUUACCCAUAAGGUCUCCAAAACCCCCUCUCGCCUUUAGGUCUUGCCUGAUGAGGGGGCAUAUUGACCAGUUUAUGUGAAUCAGGGGUGCAGCAGGGCAGGUCAAUGGGGAUUGGCUGGGACCGCUGAUGCUAGGUGACGCAUCCAAACACUUCUCAAGACCCGGUGUGUGUUGAGACUUUAGAAGAAGCAUUUGUUGUUUUGCUCUCCUUCAGCAUUCAGAGGAAAUGGGAGGAUGUUUGUGACGAGGCUCUUCUUUAGUGAGCGUUAGGGUUUGAGGGACCGGGUGUGAACGUGUUGGUCUCUCCGGCGGGGAUACCCCCUUAGUGAAUGAUACCAAAGUUAAUGCCCCGCCAUGGGAUCCAGCACCAUGUACACACUCCCUAAAACCCUGAUGUCCACCUUCAGAGAGCGUUCAGAAACUCUUCUUUCCUCCAUGCUUUAAUCUCUCUCCAUAAAAUCAGGCUCAUAUGCGGCCUUUUACAACAUCCAAAAAAUGUGUUUUAAAGGAGUAACUUGACAUUUUUGGGGAAUUAAGUGUAUUCAUUUUCUUGCCAAGAGUUAGAUAAGAACCAGGAAGGAAGGUCUUUGCAGGGCCAAGCUAUCGUUCUUGCAGGCUAAUAUAAGUUCUGAACAAACUAACUAACAUUUUUUAGCUUUAAAGGCAGAUUUUGUUCCGUACAUAUAAAUAAUUGUUUAUUGAAACUAAACUGAAUGUAUUAAGACAGUAGCUUCUAGCAGUGGAGCUCCUCAACUGAAAGCUCAAACUAAAUAAAGGCUUGCCGACUGAAAGACCACAUACAUAAUAAUGCUGUGAUAGCACCGUUGCAAAUAAGCGUUGCCUGGGCUAUUCAUAUUGAAAACAGUUCCUGUUUAGGUAUUGUUUUGUACUUAAGUGACGACUUUAACCCUAAACUUGGCACUUAAUGAAGACAGAAUGAAAGAGUUGUUAAUGGUGAUGCUUUUAGAUACUGCUGUGUAUUGGAUGCACUCACGUUUCUUUUAGAAAAACAGACACAAACGAAUUGAUCAGUGACCUAUAUAUUUGUGCUAAAGUGAACAAAACAAUAUGAAUCAGCAAAGUGAGUCAUCAUUUCCACCUCAUUUGGACAGAGACAUGCUAGCUCUUUCCCCCUGCUAAGCUAAGCUAACAUAGCUCCAUGUUGUUAUCAUAAGGGUUUAGGGUUCAUCAUCCAAACCUUGGCAAGAAAACCUCAAAACAUGUCAAACUAUUCCUUUGAAAUGCAAGAAACAGUGCUUGAAAUUGAAUCAUGUCAAGAUAAGAAACAGAAGGAGAGACACGGUGAGCAGAGCCAAAAACAACAACAAACAAGCUGCUUCUUCUUCCUCCACACCCCCCUCUCCUCCAUCCCUCUCUCCUCUCUGUCUUUCUCUCGUCUACAAUACAGCUUUAGUCCAAAGGUUUUCCUCCAGCAACACAGAGUCAGACGUUAAAGAAUAAAACCAAAGAGCUCUAACUUCUCUUCAACACAAAGCCUCCACCGACUCCACUUCUCUCUUUCUCUCUCUCCAUCUCCCUGUGUACUCUCUUUAAGUCCUCCGUCACCUAGCGCGCCGGUCUUUGAAGCGCUAACCUCAGCUAUCCAAAGGGGAAUAAUAAUAAUAAUAAUAAUAUUGAUAAUUAAGAUGAUAAUGAAAUGUAUAUUUUUAAGUAUUUGUCAUUGGAAAAAUAAUCUUCUCAUAAUUAUGAUGAUGAUGAUGAUGAUGAUGGUGGUGAUGAUGAUGAUAAUGAAGUUUCUCUUGGUAUCUUUGUAGCUGUUCUGAUCCUUCUUAAGUUCUUGUCCUUUCUGCUCGUCAUCACCCCUCCCUCCCUCCCUCCCAUCCUCCCCCCUUUUUCAUUUGGUUUACCCAGUGUGUGGUCCUAACGUCAUACCUGUCUGACCUUUACCCCUGUGUGUGUGUGUGUGUGUGUGUGUGUGUGUGUGUGUGUGUGUGUGUGUGUGUGUGUGUGUGUGUGCGUGUGCGUGUGCGUGUGCGUGUGCGUGGGGGUUGCUGGAUAAAUGGGACGGGUGUGGUGUGUUUAAAAAAAAAAAAACACACAAAAAGAUUCCUUGUUCUUUGGACAACAACGAUCCCCCCACACACACAUGACCUGUCAACUGUAACGUACCGUUUGCCAACUUCCUAUAGUUUGAAUUCCCCCUGUCACAACAGUGUGUGUGUUAGUGUGAAUAUGUUUUUAUUUGUUAUCAUAAAAGGCCUUUUUUCUAUUUGUUAUGCAACUCUAAAACCGGUUUAAACUUUGUGUGUGUGUGUGUGUGUGUGUGUGUGUGUGUGUGUGUGUGUGUGUGUGUGUGUGUGUGUGUGUGUGUGUGUGUGUGUGUGUCUCUGUGUGUCCUCCUCCAUCCUGUGAGCAGCCCCCCUUUCUCCCCCCUAAUCCCCUUCCUUUCCCCCCUCUUCUCCCUUGUAGUAGCAAGUUAGCCUUUUAGUGUAUUUAUCUUGAAAACCAAAAAAAAAGAAGAAAAAUAACUCUACUUGUUCAUUGUACAGUGUUGUUCAUUUUAAGUCAUUUUUGUAACUGAAAGUGUUUCAUUCAUCCAAAUAAAACAGGAGACAAAAACUGUACAGAUGAUCCCC
Messenger RNA from Trematomus bernacchii (emerald rockcod), 9086 nucleotides. RefSeq names its product POU class 2 homeobox 2a (gene pou2f2b). Gene Ontology annotation, cellular component: nucleus. The record is from RefSeq and is a predicted model, not a curated record. Gene Ontology annotation, biological process: regulation of transcription by RNA polymerase II. Gene Ontology annotation, molecular function: RNA polymerase II cis-regulatory region sequence-specific DNA binding; DNA-binding transcription factor activity, RNA polymerase II-specific. Lineage: Eukaryota; Metazoa; Chordata; Actinopteri; Perciformes; Nototheniidae.